Molecule: messenger RNA, 2961 nt
Organism: Cherax quadricarinatus
Lineage: Eukaryota; Metazoa; Arthropoda; Malacostraca; Decapoda; Parastacidae
Gene: eIF6
Product: eukaryotic translation initiation factor 6
Biological process (GO): maturation of 5.8S rRNA; ribosomal subunit export from nucleus; cytosolic ribosome assembly
Cellular component (GO): nucleolus; preribosome, large subunit precursor; cytosol
Molecular function (GO): ribosomal large subunit binding
Source: RefSeq, a predicted model, not a curated record
GGGUGAGAGGGAGGGAGAUGAUGUUGUUGACAGUGCACGUGUAGUUACUGCUGUAGUUGUCUGCUGUCUUGACUCUCUGCCUCUCUCCACACACCUGCAACAUGGCCAUUCGCUGCCAGUUUGAAGGUUCCAAUGAAAUAGGAGUAUUUGCCAAGCUGACUAAUGCCUACUGUCUUACUGGCAUCGGAGCUUCGGCAAAUUUUUACAGCAUCUUUGAGGAGCAGUUGAGUGAUACAAUUCCUGUUGUGUUUACGUCCAUAGCUGGUUGUCGCAUUAUAGGAACAAUGGUUACAGGCAAUCGACAUGGUCUUCUGGUGCCCAGUACGACGACAGAUACAGAAUUGCAACUCCUGCGAGACCAUCUCCCAGAUAAAGUCAAAGUUCAGCGGAUAGAGGAACGAUUAUCUGCUCUUGGAAAUGUAGUUGUCUGUAAUGAUUAUGUUGCACUUGUUCAUCCAGAUAUAGAUAGGGAAACAGAGGAAACAAUCCACGAUGUCUUGCAAGUGGAAGUGUUUCGUCAUACAGUAGCAAACAAUGUUCUAGUGGGAUCCUAUGCUGUGCUUUCAAAUCAAGGAGGUAUUGUGCAUCCUGCUACUCCCACCCAAGAACAGGAUGAACUCUCAAUGCUGUUACAAGUUCCCCUUGUGGCUGGCACGGUAAACAGAGGAAGCAAUGCUUUAGCAGCAGGUUUGCUCGUGAAUGAUUGGGCAGCUUUCUGUGGUAUGGAUACAACAGCAACAGAGCUCAAUGUAAUUGAAAGUAUCUUCAAGAUCAAUGAUGCUCCACAGUCUGCUAUAUCUACAACCAUGAGAAAAGCACUUAUUGAUAGUAUGACAUAAUUGGGACAGGCAACACCAUUAACGUGAAACAAGAAAGGUACAGAAGUGGAUAAUUUUUAAUUUAAAAUCUUUUUAUUUUAAUGUUUCUCUGCACAGACUACUGUGCUGUGCAAAAGGUUGCAGAGAACAGGGGAUGGCUAUAUGUUAAUGAUGCAAAUCUGGAGAAUGUUGUACAGUUUUUUUUUUUUUUAAAUGUAAGGCCCAUGGCAUUUGUUGGUAUAUCAUCCUCUUGGCCUUUAAAAAAAUUCCUUGUCAGUAUCAUAAAUGCAUAGCACCUGAUAAAUUGUUUACAGUUGAAGGACAAGAGGUAUGGAAGGAGCUUUUGUCGUUGUUCCAAAUAGCUUUUGUUUCAUCUAAUCUUAAGGGAUUAUUAGAGAUAAAAACUAUACGUUGGUUCAGUGUGCUGUAUUCCCAGUUCAUUUUUAUUAUUUUACAUGAAAAUGUUUUGUUGUAUUUAAUUACAUACCAAAUAUAUGCCAUAUUCAAAUUGUGAAAAUGUUUCAGUACCUGAGGUGGGCAAUAUUCAGAGGGAUUAAGAGUACCAUAAUCCUAAAAUGAUUAUUGAAUUUUAUAUUUAUAUUCACGCAGUGUAUUACAAAGUCCCAUAUUAUAUUAAAGACGAAGUACCUUGAUGUUGAAAGGCUCCUGCUCCAGGUAACUGAUAUCUAGUCUUUGGAAUAUACACUGAGAAAAAUUAGUUUUAUUAUAUAUUAACAUUUUCUUUAUACCAAUUAAUAUUUUACACAGGAAAGCAAAACUAUACACAAUGGUAUAAAAAAAACUACAAUUCAGUCAUCUACCAAGGUGGGGAGACUCAAAAAAUAGAAACAUUCACCAUUUAUUCAAUUGUGAUCUUGUCAGAAGCAUGCAGAUAUCAGUUCAGAACCCCCCUCCAGAGUGCAGGUACUGUACGUCCUACUUCCAGGACCCAAGCCUGGCUAACUAGUUUCCCAGACUGUCCUGGUGGUGGGAAGUAAAGUGCCUACCUUCUGGAGGAGUGAGUGGUGAUUAGUUCUGAGGGCCAUAUGAAGUGAUGUAUGCAUGCUUUUAGCAAGUGUUUUUCUUCUUUUGGGUCCUUACUUCUGUGCUUUAUUUGGAAUGUCACUGAGAAGAGGGAGAGGCUCAGUUAAACAAGAUUAUGAAGAUAAUCCAAACAAAAUAAUACAAUAGUCAUGUCAUCAGACUGGCUUAUUUCCAAUGGGGUCCUGUAAUCCUCUCCCUAAGGCUGCAACUAACACCUAGGUAACAACUUAAUGCUAAGUGAAACAAGUAGGUAAAGGGAAAAGGUCCCAACUUUCACUCGUCUAGGAAUGGAACCCUGGUCCCUCUGAGCUGUGGUUACUAUUAUUACUAAAUUUAUGUAUUUGCAGUGUUAAAAUUAACACAAAAAUAAAAUAUGUACAAGCGGUUACUAAAAUAAGCUUUUGCAGUCAUGCGACUGAAGUCGGCUAGAUGAUAAACUAUUGCUUCAUAUUAUUACAUGAAUGCCCGUCAAGGAUAAAGGGCUCUUCAUACAAGGAAUUGGGGCCACUUCAAAUUAAACCUGACUGCCUUUAUUUCUCAGGCCUUGUAUUACCCCUACAGGUUUAGUGGUUUUCCCUUCAAUAUAUUUUGUGAAAUCCCACUGCACUGGAAAGGAUGAAGGCCUACAUAAACCUUGGCACACACCACUACCUACAUUACCCAGAGCUACAUCACACCACCACAAUUUUAAAUAUUUAGCCAAGUACCCACUAGUGUAAAUAUUUCCCCAUUCCUCUAUAACUGUGGCUUGAUACCAUAUAUUGCCCACCUUAAAGUAAACUUAUAAUAACUUGACACUGAUAUAAGUUACUGGAACACCCCUUUUUUUUUUUUUUUUUUUUUAACAAAAAAUAUUUAUAUAAAAUGUUCUCUACAUGUAUUAAGUAUUACAGAUUUAGCACUUAAAAUUUAUUAUAUUCAUGGGAAAACUGUAGGGAUCAUAGUGCCCUGAGAACGUUCAGUCAGGUUUGAUCUGUUGAAAAGGAAGGUAGCUCCACACCACUUGAAGUUAUAGAUGGAAAAAAAAAAAUGACAGGUUAUGAUAAUUUAGCAUAUUCCUACCAAAUGCUGAUUAUUUUCUCAUCUCAGUACCUUCAAA